Messenger RNA from Contarinia nasturtii (swede midge), 1528 nucleotides. RefSeq lists its product as uncharacterized. The record is from RefSeq and is a predicted model, not a curated record. Gene Ontology annotation, cellular component: plasma membrane. The transcript has 6 exons. The coding region runs from base 24 to 1229 and encodes 401 amino acids. NCBI's taxonomy places the organism in Eukaryota, Metazoa, Arthropoda, Insecta, Diptera, Cecidomyiidae.
AGUUAGCAGAAGCAUCAAACUUCAUGAUGAAGACAUUUUUCGAGUUGUUUGUUAUUUUGGUUCUCGUUCAUACACUUGCACCAUUGGCAUUGACUGCAGAAGAAGAAACGGUUUUGAUUAAGAGUUCAACGAAUUAUCAUCAUAACGAAGAUAGAUUGAAAUCCGAUGCGGCGCCAGAUGUAUUUUUAGGUGGAUCAACUAAUCCAACGACAUGGCGAGCUGACAUUGCCAUACCGACACUGGAAAAAUGGGGAAUUUCAUUUUAUAAUCCGCAAGUUACAAUUUGGACACCAGAUCUGAUUGAACCAGAGAAUCGGAGAAAAGAAGAAGCGUGUGUUUUAUUUUUUGUGAUUGAUUCACAAACACGAGCUGUCGCUUCUUCUAUUGAAGUCGCUUAUAUAGCUGGGCAUGAUCCAAAGAAAUUAGUGUUGGUAAUUAAUCCAUAUAAACCCGGUCAAUGUAUUUCAAAUGAACCCAUUUCUCCGGAAGAGUAUUUAGAAUUGAACUCAAAUCAAGAGAUGUUACGUGAGCUGGUUGUGCGAAGAUCAGUGCCAAUUUCAAAUGAAGUUUUGUCGGGACUCCAUCAAACUAGAGCUAUUAUCACUGGCGAUUCAAGUGUUCCCAUUUCUUAUCAACAAGAGCUAUUACUGAACGACGAUAAAAAAUCAUUCGAUUUACGAGACAUUUAUGUGGAUGGAAUUAGUUCUCUUCGUACGAAUUGGCGAAAUAAAGUGAUCUCAAUGCUAAAACGAGCGAAAGUAACUUAUUAUAUGCCUCAGAACAAUUUAAAUGUUCGAUUGUAUAAUCAAUCGCUGUUGGAAUCGAGCCGAGUCUUACUGUUUUUUAUUGCAAGUGAAUCACGUUCAUUGGCCACCAUGACAUUGGCCGCACAUUACAUUGGUUUGGGAUAUAAUAUUGUUUUGUACAUAAAAGAGCUAAAAGAUGGAUGCACUAUUGAGAACGAUCGGCUAACAAAAAUUGCUGUAAAUGACUACAAUCGUGGACGAUACUACUUGAGGGAUGUGGCCAAAUUGAAUAAGAUCCCAGUAUUCGAUGAUUUAGAGAACGCCACCAGAUUUACCAUUGAAAAGUUAAAAUCAGUAGGGAUCGAUCCGGCACAAAGCUUGGCGGUACCAAACAACUAUCUCAAAACAUUGGGUAUAAGAAGCUUUAUAAAUUUUCAACACAAACUGUUAGCAAUAUGUAUGCUUUUUGCUCUAUUUUCAUAAGAGAUUUCUGUCAUCCAUAUGAUCUAAUAUUUAGAACAGCACAAACAUGGUAUUUGGUGAGCGCCUCAUGAGGUUAGUCAUUGCAUUGACUCUAGAAAAAACUGCCAAGGUGAUAUUUUUAGCACUUUUUUUGCAAAAAACCCCUCCAAUCUAUCGUAUAUGUAUAGCAAAAAAUAAUCUUUAAAUUAUUAAUUAUUCUACGAAUUUUCUUGUAAAUGAUGCGAGUGAAAAUUGUACAAUUUCGAAAAAUUUAAACAUUUAUUUAUUCGUAUGGAAAAAGAAAUGAAAACAUUGAAAAU